This is a messenger RNA of Camellia sinensis, 1043 nucleotides long. Its product is annotated as ADP-ribosylation factor 1. The record is from RefSeq and is a predicted model, not a curated record. Gene Ontology annotation, molecular function: GTPase activity; GTP binding. Lineage: Eukaryota; Viridiplantae; Streptophyta; Magnoliopsida; Ericales; Theaceae.
UUUUUUGGUAGAAUCUGUGGGGUGCGCAGCAUUUUUGUAAAAGGAACAAGAAUUUGGCCAGGUCAUAAUAGCAGCGGAGAGGGUUGUUUCUCUCUCUAACUCUAUCUCCGCCUUCUUCCAUUCGAUCUUUCUGCGAAGCUUUCGAGAGUGCCCAGUGACAGGCCAUAGACUAAACGACAAAGAGAUGGGGUUGACCUUUACGAAGUUGUUUAUUGAUUUCAGGCUCUUUGCCAAGAAAGAGAUGCGAAUUCUUAUGGUAGGUCUUGAUGCCGCUGGUAAGACUACCAUCUUAUACAAACUCAAGCUUGGAGAAAUUGUCACGACAAUCCCUACCAUAGGAUUUAACGUGGAGACAGUGGAGUACAAGAACAUUAGCUUCACUGUUUGGGACGUUGGUGGUCAGGACAAGAUUCGCCCAUUGUGGAGGCAUUACUUCCAGAACACACAGGGUCUUAUAUUUGUGGUGGAUAGCAAUGAUAGGGAUCGAGUUGUUGAGGCAAGGGACGAGUUGCAUAGGAUGUUGAAUGAGGAUGAGUUGAGAGAUGCUGUCUUGCUUGUGUUUGCUAACAAACAAGAUCUUCCUAAUGCAAUGAAUGCAGCAGAAAUAACUGACAAGCUUGGUCUUCAUUCACUCCGACAACGGCACUGGUACAUCCAGAGCACAUGUGCGACUUCUGGAGAAGGGCUUUAUGAAGGGCUGGAUUGGCUUUCCAACAACAUUGCUAGCAAGGCAUGAAUGAGCAUGUCAAGGAUUUUGGGUGCUGGUGCUGCUGGAAUUUUUUGUUGAUGCAUGAUUAGAUGCCAUCUGGGAUUUUCAUAAGAUAUUGGCAAUUCCUAGAGACAAAAAUACUUUUAUCUUGAAUACUUGAGUGAUGGAAUUGUAAUGGCAAGAGAUGAUUUGCUUGAUAUUAUAUACUUCAAGAGACUAUUGCUUGCUUGUAUCACUGCUACGUUUGGCUAUUAGUCUUUAGCUGUAAUGUAAUGAUACACUAUUGUGGUUUUGCCUUUGAAUCAGAGCAAUUAUAGCUGUCCGUUCAUUUUUA